Messenger RNA from Pecten maximus, 3068 nucleotides. RefSeq names its product vacuolar protein sorting-associated protein 4B-like. The transcript has 10 exons. NCBI's taxonomy places the organism in Eukaryota, Metazoa, Mollusca, Bivalvia, Pectinida, Pectinidae. The coding region runs from base 58 to 1152 and encodes 364 amino acids. The record is from RefSeq and is a predicted model, not a curated record. Gene Ontology annotation, molecular function: ATP binding; ATP hydrolysis activity. Gene Ontology annotation, biological process: vacuole organization; endosomal transport.
CGGACUAUACCGAGGUAGACACUAGCUACCGGGCUGUGAUUAGUAACACUGACAACAAUGGCAGCCUCCAACACGGAACACCAUCACGCACGGAGCAACAAGAAAGCAAAUGGUGGUGAUUGUAACUCUGAUGAUGAUGAUGAUAAUGAUCCAGAGAACAAAAUGUUCAUCGACCAUGUCUCAGGAGCAAUAUUGAGGGAGAAACCCUAUGUGAAAUGGGAUGAUGUGGCUGGGCUUCAUCAGGCUAAGGAUUCAUUAAAGGAGGCAGUCAUUUUACCAUUCCAGUAUCCUCAUCUCUUUACAGGGCGUCGCCUUCCUUUCAGAGGAAUUUUGUUAUUUGGGCCCCCUGGUACAGGAAAGUCCUACUUGGCAAAGGCUGUGGCUACUGAGGCUGACAAUUCAACAUUUUUCUCCGUAUCAGCUGCUGAUUUGGUGUCCAAAUGGCCUGGAGAAAGUGACAAGUUUGUGAAAACUCUGUUUCAACAAGCAAAGGAACAAAGAUUUAGUAUUAUAUUCAUUGAUGAAGUGGAUGCCCUCUGCUCACCGCGUGGGGAGGAUGAGUCAGCAUCCAAACGAAUGAAGGCUGAGUUCUUGCUUCAGAUGCAAUGUGGGCUUGGUAAUGCCAAUACAAGGGUUAUAGUGCUUGGUGCCACCAAUACACCUUGGGUUCUUCAUCCAGUCCUAAGGAAAAGAUUUGAGAAGAGAAUUCACAUCACCUUGCCAGACAUUCAAGCAAGAACAGCAAUGUUUAAACUUCACUUAAGUUCAACACCUCACAGCAUACAGGAACAUGAAUUUAAACAACUCGGCGAAGGCUCAGAAGGGUAUUCGGGAGCAGAUAUAAGUAUUGUUGUACGAGAUGCUCUGAUGCAGCCUGUAAGAAAAGUACAGACAGCCACACACUUCAAGACAGCACGAGGUCCCUCCAGAGGUGACCCUAAUGUGAUAGUCGAUGAUUUGCUGACACCUUGCUCUCCGGGUGCUGCUGGUGCCGUGGAAAUGAGCUGGAUGGAUGUUCCCGGAGAAAAACUACUUGAACCUAUUGUUAGUUUGAGUGACAUCUUUAUGUCAUUGAGUACCUCAAAACCAACUGUCAGCGCAGAGAAUUUGAUGCUUCAACAAGAAUUUUCAGAUAAUUUUGGCCCAGGAUGACGAUGCUUCGUCCAUUGUUUUUGUUGUGAACAUUAACAGUGCCAUCUUUAUGUUAUUGGAGGGAAACUCCUGACAUAUUAUUUCAUGUUUCCUCCUUCGAAGAUCCUUCCAUGCAAAACGAGACAGACUCACCAUAUUAUACCCCCCAUUAAUUAGUAAAGAGGAUAUAUAAUAACCCAUUUUUCUGUGUCCAUGCGUACAGGCAUCUGUCCAUUAUAAACUUGUGUACAAUACAUAUAUUGAAACCCUGGACAGAUUUCUUUGCAAGGGAUUAGAUUUUGGUGGUCUUCUGUCAAGGUUAAUGCCAAAGGCUGCACUUUACCAUUUCAAAAUAAAAAGCUCCGUACAAGAUAUCGCAUGAACCCCUGGACAGAUUAUUUUAUUGAUGAGGGAAGUGGGUAUAUCUGUGUUUGAAAAUAUUCUCCCCCAAUAUCAUGAUAUAUCAUUUUACCUCCAGUGCAUAAUAUUGCUAAUCAUGAACAUGUCUUGCCUUUCAAACUUGAAGAUGCCUUGGCACUGAAUUGAUUAUGUAACAGAAGGAGGUGUGAAAAUUUUAGUGAGGUGGGCAUCUGGAUCCUCUGGCAACUUAUUUGGACAAUGUUAAAUAAAUAAUGUCUGUGACAAAAAUUUAUAUCAUACAGAGUGAUCAUAUAUUAAACGACUUCUCAUUAACCAAGAGGCAUAGGGUCGGUGGCAUUACAUUCUGAUAUCAGAGUUACCUCCCUUCAUUACACUUUGUCAGUGAUGGUAUUUCGAUAGUUUGACAGCUGAUAGGAGUGAGAAUGGUGGCAUGAUAGGAUAAAUGGGUAUUAAGUUUGUUCAAAGGAGCGACCUUGAAAACAAAUGUACUUUCAAAGCUAUGUAUGUUAAAAUUUUAAAAUGGCUUCUCAUAACCAAAAAGUGCAAGGCCUUGACAUGGAGCCAGUAGCAUGGUUGGAUGAAGGGCUACAAUGUUUUAUUCAAAUGAAUGUUAAAGCUUACUCUCAAAUUGGAAUGAAGGGGUAGAUACAAGCCCACAGGGUCUCUUGCCUUUAUUAGGAUGUUUGCCUAUCUAUGCCUUUUUGAGAUUCAAUAGAGGUGUCAUACUGUACAAAUGUAUUAAUGAUCUUUUACCUAAAUACCUUGGUAAUCAGUUUGAAAAUUUUCUACAUGUAACGACACCUGUACAGGAUCUGCUUCCAAAAACUUUAUACAAGUAUGUAACCCAUAGUUUGUAUUGAAAGGUGCUCACAUCUUGUGUGUCUGUUGUGCAAUAUCCUUUAGAGGAAGGGAGCCAAAUCUGGAAUAAUUCACCUGUUGAUCUAAGACUUCCAGCCUGAUCUCUACCAAAUUAAAAACAAAAUUUGAUUGAAAGCAUCUUAAGGAUUAAUUUAGUUCUUAUUCCCUGCUUUCACUGAAAGUCAUGCAUAGUUUCCAUAGUGUACCUUCAACAAAUGUUCACAGAUUUUCCUCAAAUUUGAUAACAAGAUGAAAUGCCUUAAGGGCUCGCAAGUAUCUGAUUAUCAUCAAGCUUAGUAACAGAGUAUAAAAUAACUCUCCCAAAUAUUUUUUUCCCUGAAAGUCUUUAAAAUUACAGUAGGAACAGGAUUCAAUGUAUUAAAGGCUCAACCAAAUUCAUGAUAGGGUUUGGUAAUGGCAGAUGAGAAGAAAAGUCUUGCAAUGGUGUAAUAUGUCAGGAAUGCGGGGGAUAUAAAUUCUACAACCUUGCUUGUUACCUUUGUUAUUGAAACUUCUUAAUAUGUAUUUUGGAUUGCACUAUUUACGCUACAUUACCAUGUGUUCAAUUUAUUGGUUUCUGUAACAGUACAUAUUGGUUUUUUUAACUGACCAUAUUGGUUAAGAAUUGGAGUUGUACAAAUUUAUAUCUUUUCUUCUGUGAUAAUUUUAUUGUGAUUAAAAUAUGUGACCAUAUCAUA